UAUGCUUUUCUUGUGAAUGUGAAUUUUGAAGGAAAUUACUUGUUAUUUGCAGAGAAAGCUUAAAUAUCAUAAUAAUAAAUAUAAAUCUCUACAUACAACAAUAAGAAAAUGACCACCCUCGGUCCUAAAAAGGAUGGAGGCCCAAAUGUGGAAUACUUUCAAUCGCCGGAAUGCUUGGCUCAAUUUGACCAAAUCCGUGUAUGGUUGCAGAAAAAUUGUAAAAAGCAUGUCCAAACUGAUCCACCUACAAAAGAAGGCUUGGCACAACUAGUGAUUCAACUGAUACAGUAUCAAGAGAACAAGUUGGGUAAAAAUGCCACCGAUCCACCUUUUCUGAGACUUCCUAUAAAAGUGUUCAUGGACAUGAAGCCUGGCGGCUCACUGUGCACCGUGCUGGCCACCAUGUUCCGCUUCAAGUCGGAGCAGCGGUGGCGCAAGUUCGACUUCCAGGUCGGUAAGAACCCCUCUCGCAAAGACCUGAACGUGCAAAUGAUGAUGGAGAUAGAGACAGCUUUGCUGAGCGCUGAAAUAAUCAGGUCACCUUGCAUCUACAUACGCCCCGAAGUCGACAAGGCAACCGCCAAUAAAGUCAAGGAUAUCAUAAGCAACCAUCAAGUAGAGAUCUGCGAUGACGAAGAAGACGCCACCCACAUUAUAUACCCAGCCGUAGACCCACUGGAGGAGGAAUACGCACGGCCGGUGUUCCGUCGCGGGAACAACGUGCUCAUACAUUGGUACUACUUCCCCGACAGCCACGACACGUGGGCGCAGGCUGAUUUACCGGUUGAUGUACCGGAAACAGCGAACUGGGACUGUAAUAAAUCGGACCCUUACCGCGUGUCUGCUACAUGGGUGUUGGAUUUGCCGCACUACAAUGAGUGGCUCAAUGAAGAGGAUUAUGAAGUUGACGCUAAUGGAAAGAAAAAGGUGCACAAACUACGUCUAUCAGUCGACGAUCUGAUCCCCGGAGGAGAAACCUCGUCAAAGAGCAAGAAAGGCAAGAGGAAGCGUUCCCCCUCCCCACCCCCGCAGAAACAUAGCAAGAGGAAGAGCCGUGUAGCAAAACGGCGGGAAAACGACGUAGACGAAGAGGAGGAUAAUGCAUCAAGGGAUAACACUGAUGUUACUCCCGCCCCUGAACCUGAAAGAGCACCAGAACCGCCCGCAAGCACGUCGUCCGGUGCUAACACAGCGGCUGAGUCGAGUGCUGCAGCGGCGGAUGCUCCGACCACGCCUGCGCCCAUCGACCACCAUGAUGACUCGCAGGGCAAGCACAGCGACUCCAACACGCAGGAAACAAUAAUCAAAGAGGAGCUAGAAGACAAUGUAACGGAUCAAACGCAUCACAUCGUAGUACCGUCCCACUCCGUGUGGUUCGACUAUAACUCCAUACAUACCAUCGAGAAGAGAGCCUUACCAGAGUUCUUUAAUAACAAGAAUAAGUCUAAAACACCGGAGAUGUAUCUCGCUUACAGAAACUUCAUGAUCGACACGUACCGUUUGAACCCCACGGAGUAUCUAACAAGUACGGCGUGUCGCCGCAAUCUCGCGGGCGACGUGUGCGCUAUCAUGCGUGUGCACGGUUUCCUCGAACAGUGGGGACUCGUUAACUACCAGGUCGAAGCAGACGUCCGUCCGACGGCAAUGGGCCCGCCGCCCACGUCACACUUCCACGUUUUAUCCGAUACGCCAUCAGGCUUGCAGCCAUUGCAGCCCAGACCAGCACAGCCUAGACCUGGUAGCUAUGGUUACGUAGAAAACGCAGCGGUGCCUAAAGUGGAGGCCGGAUUACCGAACGGUGCGGAAGGCGGAGCUCCGGUCAAGGCCGAGCCGACGGUCAAGACAGAACCGACCCUGGAACUGGGUAAUGCGCCUGGACUUAAGUUGGAUCAGUACCGCGGUGGAGCCCGCGGUCGCGAAUGGACGGAACAAGAGACGCUUCUACUGCUGGAAGCGCUGGAGCUGCACCGCGACGACUGGAACCGCGUGGCCGCACACGUGGGCACGCGGACACACGACGAGUGCAUACUGCAGUUUUUGCGGCUGCCCAUUGAAGACCCGUACCUUAAUGAUAGCGGUGUUUUGGGACCUCUAGCGUACCAACCGAUCCCAUUCAGCAAGACGGGCAAUCCAGUUAUGAGUACCGUGGCUUUCCUCGCCUCUGUGGUGGACCCGCGUAUUGCGUCCAAAGCUACUAAAGCGGCUAUGGACGAAUUCGCUGCUAUUAAGGACGAGGUGCCGGCGGCCAUGAUGGAGGCGCACGUGCGCGCGGCGGGCGCGCUGGGCCCGCAGGCCGCGCUCGCGGGCACCGGCAUCGCCGGCACCGCGCCCGAACACCCGCCCGAAAAGAAAGAAGGCGCCGACGUAAAGGGAGAACCAAUGGAAGUGGAAGGGGAGGGAGAUGCCAAAGUGAAGGAGGAGCCCUCUGAGGGAGCGGCACCCGCUGAGGAGAAAGAUGUUAAGGAGGAAGAUGCGCCACAACCACAAGAACCGCCUGCACAAGUUGACGCGAAACUCCAAUCAGCGGCCGCAGCAGCUUUAGCAGCGGCCGCUGUUAAGGCGAAGCACCUCGCUGGAGUCGAAGAGAGGAAAAUUAAGUCUCUAGUAGCGCUGUUGGUAGAGACUCAGAUGAAGAAACUGGAGAUUAAGCUGCGGCACUUUGAAGAGCUGGAGGCCACUAUGGAGAGGGAGAGGGAAGGUCUUGAAUACCAACGCCAGCAACUAAUACAAGAAAGGCAACAAUUCCACUUAGAGCAAUUGAAGGCGGCCGAAUUCCGGGCAAGAAAUCAUGCUAUUCAAAGGUUACAAGCAGAAAGCGGCGGCACCGGCGUGGUUGGGGUGAACGUAGGCCCCGUGGGGGGGGUGGCCGGUGUGGUGGGGGCCCCGGUGGGCCCCGCCCCACCGCCCGCGGAGCCCACGCAGGAACCGCCACACCACCACCCUUAAGCACCGCACGGCUUAUGGGGCCUAUAGCUCUAAUUAAGGAUUACAUUAGCUGUUUAGUACUUUAGUAUACCAAAAUAGGAUAAGUGCUAAUGAAAUGGGUGGUUUUUGAAUAGUUGGAAUCUCGGGAUGUGAUUGAAAUUUGUAUCGGACUAGGUUUUGUCCGCCGUGAAGAAAAUUGCUAUGCAGUAAAAAUUAGCAUAUAUCCUCUAGCUUUCCGUACGAAACCAUAUCUUACAGUCGCUCCAUUGCAAUAUGAAAGAAGGAUAAACAAACAGACCUACUCAUUUAGAAUAUUAGUAAAGACUUACAGAGAAUUGUUUCCACUAAACAAUAGUUUUAUAUGCCGUUAGUUUAUUCAUACCAUUGCAUUGUGAACAGUACGCAGUUUUUAAUGAAUUAGAAUUUUCUCAGUUUUACAGAUGAUACGGACAAAACAAGAAAAUGACUAAAUUGCAGUCAUGUCCUUCUUUUACACAAUUUGACAGAACUAGUAUAUUAUAUUAUGGACCCUCUACACAAUGGACAACUUUGGUCGAGUAGAGGCAAUCACGAUAGUGUAGAGGGCCUAAAUGUCUUUGAACGGCCGUCAUGGUGGAUAAUAAUCGCCGUAAUGGCGGUAAAUAUUGACCAUCAAUUGUUGGGCCAACGCUGCUCAUUUUGAGAAGGCCCAUUAUGUAUAACAUUUGUAAUAUUCAAAAGUUUGAAUGCCUAUUUCAUUAGUUAUAGUUUUAAGGUGUAUUGUAAUUCUUGUGAGGUCGGUUAAGUAUGACGAUGAUGUAAAUGUAUACCAUCAAUAAUAAUUUCCAGUAAAUCUUGUGUAUGCUUACUUAUGUCACAUGUAAAGCAAAUAAAUAGCUUCUUUAUUAAUAAAUAAUUAUUAAUUUAUUAUUAUAUUAUUAUAUAUUAUUAUACGGUAUUUCUAUAAUUGUUUAAUAUCGUCUACUGCAGCAAUUACGCAUACGAUUACUUUUUUCAUAAUUAUAUACCAAAUUAAUAGUUUUUCCAAGCAAAAACAUAAUUAAAACUAUCUUAUUUAUUUAAUAAUUAAUACCGAGAUCUCGUGGUAUAGUAAAUAUUAUAAAAACUGUAUCAAUAUGUAUGGUUUUCUAUAUAAAAUAUUAAAUUCAUAAUGUGAUCUUUUCAUAAAAUUAUUUAAUCAGAUGUGACAUUACUGUGAAAAAUGGUAAGCAAAUGUUUCUGUUUCCGUAUGCCAUUUAUUUCUGUUAAACAAAUGAAGUGUGACAAAUUUUUUGUAAUUUUAUUGAAAUUAAAAACAUUUAUAUACUAUGCAA
Messenger RNA from Colias croceus (clouded yellow), 4238 nucleotides. It is a transcript of the gene mor, whose product is annotated as SWI/SNF complex subunit SMARCC2. The transcript has 20 exons. Gene Ontology annotation, cellular component: SWI/SNF complex. NCBI's taxonomy places the organism in Eukaryota, Metazoa, Arthropoda, Insecta, Lepidoptera, Pieridae. Bases 109 to 2946 code for a protein of 945 amino acids. Gene Ontology annotation, molecular function: DNA binding; histone binding. Gene Ontology annotation, biological process: positive regulation of DNA-templated transcription. The record is from RefSeq and is a predicted model, not a curated record.